GAUGGGUGGAGUGAGAGUUUCUCAUAUGCACACGUAGACUAAAUCAGUACAUCAGUCAGAGAUCACACGUUCAACUGAUCUCAAUCCUCCCGGACCUCUCUCGCUCCCACUUUUUCUUCUUUUUAUUUAAUAAAACCACAGUAAAGGAUGGUGGCCAAGCAGAGGAUUCGCAUGGCGAAUGAGAAACACAGCAAGAACAUCACUCAGAGAGGCAACGUGUCCAAAUCCACGAGAGUCUCUCAAGAAGAGAAGGCAGUUGUGGGACCUUGGCUUCUAGCCUUGUUCGUCUUUGUAGUGUGUGGAUCAGCGAUAUUCCAGAUCAUUCAGAGCAUCAGGAUGGGAAUGUGAGCGGUCGUCAGCAUUGUUACAUCCGUUUGUUCUCUUCUCCCAGCUUUCCUGAAGAUCACUUGAUCAUUCCUCUUUUCCUAUUUAAUCUUGAUCUUUCAUCACAACACAACAGUCUCCUGUGCCUUACUCAAGCUGGAGGAACAUUAUCUUCUGAAGCAAUCCAAUGUGGGACUUCUGUUAUUAUUGCUGCUAAAUCCAAGGCAAUAAACUCAAAUGACUGAAUGUUUUUUUCUGUGGAAAAAAAAACAUGUUUGUUUAAAUGAAAUUUUGCAUUUGAAUUUUCUAUGUUGUAGGAUUUGGACCAGUUCAUGUUCAUUUGGUCCUAUGCACCUUUUGGUAGGACUUUUUUUUUCUUUGCCUUAAAGGAAAUGAAGGUCCACAUGUUCAGUUGUAUGUGUAGAGAACAUGAAAAAUAAUAAAGACUUUAAAAAUGUCA
This is a messenger RNA of Carassius gibelio (silver crucian carp), 784 nucleotides long. Its product is annotated as stress-associated endoplasmic reticulum protein 1. Lineage: Eukaryota; Metazoa; Chordata; Actinopteri; Cypriniformes; Cyprinidae. The transcript has 3 exons. Bases 148 to 348 code for a protein of 66 amino acids. Gene Ontology annotation, biological process: endoplasmic reticulum unfolded protein response. The record is from RefSeq and is a predicted model, not a curated record. Gene Ontology annotation, cellular component: endoplasmic reticulum.